AUGAGGGAUCUUUGGCCUUUGUGGCUUCUUCGCCCCGGCGGAAGCGGGAGCCUCUCAGGGGCUUUUUCCCUUCACGGGAGGCCCGUCGAUGUAGCAGGCGGCCCAUUGGCCCAGUGGAGAGGUUGGCUGACCACCAGCCUCAAGAAAAAUUAUGACAGGAGGAGGGUAGACAUAACUCCUUUAGAACAAAGAAAGUUGACUUUUGAUACCCAUUCAGUGGUUCAGGACUUGGAAAAUCAUGCCUAUUCUCUGCCUAAGGGAUUUGAAAAAGCCCAAGCAGAAACCAUUGUAUUAGCAUUAAUAAUUCUGUCAAAUGUCAGCCUGGACACAAUCUAUAAGGAGAUGGUCACUCGAGCUCAACAGGAAAUUACUGUCCAGCAAGUAAUGACACAUUUGGACUCAAUCCGGAAAGAUAUGGUCAUCCUAGAGAAAAGUGAAUUUGCACAUCUGAGAGCAGAGAAUGAGAAAUUGAAAAUUGAAUUGGACCAACUUAAACACGAGCUAAUAAAUGAAACUAUUCGAAUCAGAGCAAAUAAUAAAUUGGAUAUAAACCUAGAGAGGAGCAGAGUGACAGAUCUGUUUACACAUCAAAAAAAGAAACUUAGAGAAGCAACCACGGAAUUGAGCAAAAGGGAUACCCAUAUCAAAAACGUUAUUUCUGAGACUAGUGAUAAGAUUGCCAUUGAAAGUGCUUGCCUAAAAACACUGAUAGAGUCAAACAAACUUGAGACAAUUCAUUAUCUUGCAGCAUCUAUUUUUACUUGCCUGGCAAUAGCACUAGGAUUUUACCGCUUCUGGAAAUAA
This is a messenger RNA of Vombatus ursinus (common wombat), 804 nucleotides long. Its product is annotated as coiled-coil domain-containing protein 90B, mitochondrial-like. NCBI's taxonomy places the organism in Eukaryota, Metazoa, Chordata, Mammalia, Diprotodontia, Vombatidae. Gene Ontology annotation, cellular component: mitochondrion. The transcript is spliced from 9 exons. The record is from RefSeq and is a predicted model, not a curated record. Bases 1 to 804 code for a protein of 267 amino acids.